AUGGGCCUAACAGGCCGUCCGCUUUCCCUGAUGGUCUCUACGGUAGCUACAACAGGCUUUGUACUUUUUGGCUACGAUCAGGGCGUCAUGUCUGGCAUCAUUACCGCCCCAGCUUUCAAUGAUCUCUUCACAGCCACCAAGGGCAACUCUACAAUGCAAGGCUUCGUGACUGCAAUCUACGAGAUUGGAUGCUUGUUCGGUGCCAUCUUCAUCCUCUCUUUCGGUGACUUCCUUGGCCGUCGAAGGGCCAUGAUGAUGGGUGGUAGCAUCAUGAUACUCGGCGUUAUAAUACAAGUGACUUCUGAGCGAAAUUCGACUCCUCUGGCUCAAUUUAUCAUUGGUCGCACUAUUACCGGCGUAGGAAAUGGUAUCAAUACCUCUACCAUCCCUACUUAUCAAGCCGAGUGCUCACGAACGAGUAAUCGAGGGCUUCUGAUCUGCAUCGAAGGCGGCGUCAUCGCCUUCGGAACAUUAGUAGCCUAUUGGAUAGACUACGGCGCAAGCUACGGCUCCCCCAACCUCUCAUGGCGUUUCCCAAUCGCUUUCCAGAUUGUCUUCGCCCUCAUCCUCGUCUUCGGCAUGAUCUGGCUCCCCGAAUCCCCACGCUGGCUUCUAACCCGUGAGCGCUAUGAGGAAGGCGAGACCGUGAUUGCAGCUCUGCGUGGACUGGAACUCGAUGACAAGGAAACACAAUUGCAGAGGCAAAUCAUCAUGGACAGUAUCCGCGCUUCUGGCUACGCAGGUCGGAAGGGCACGCCAUUGAAGGCGGUCUUUUCUGGUGGGAAGACGCAGCAUUUCCGCAGGAUGAUGCUGGGUGUGAGCAGUCAGUUCAUGCAACAAGUUGGCGGCUGCAAUGCAGUCAUCUAUUACUUUCCGAUCCUGUUCGAACAGUCGAUUCAUCAGUCGCAUAAUAUAUCCCUACUUCUAGGCGGCGUCAACAUGAUCGUCUACGCCAUAUUCGCUACGGUAUCUUGGUUUAUCAUAGAGCGCGUCGGACGGCGAAAGCUGUUUCUUUGGGGCACCGUGGGCCAGUGUUUGAGCAUGGUGCUCGUUUUCUCAUGCUUGAUACCCGGAACCACCACCGCUGCGAAAGGUGCCGCUGUUGGACUCUUCACAUACAUUGCUAGUUUCGGCGCAAGCUGGUUGCCACUGCCGUGGCUCUACCCGGCCGAGAUCAAUCCCAUCAAGACACGCCAAAAAGCCAACGCGCUUUCCACCUGCUCAAACUGGCUCUUCAACUUCCUCAUCGUCAUGAUCACCCCAAUCAUGAUCACCAACAUCCACUGGGGCACCUACCUCUUCUUCGCCGUCGUCAACGCCUGCUUCCUCCCCGUCAUCUACUUCACCUACCCCGAAACGGCCCGUCGCUCCCUCGAAGAAAUCGACAUCAUCUUCGCGAAGGGGUACUGUGAGAACAUCGGCUACGUGAGGGCGGCGAGGGAGUUGGAAUUCCUGACGGAUGAGGGCGUUGAUGGGAAGGCGAGGGAGUAUGGACUUGUGGAGGAGGUGAGGGCGGAGAAGCAGGCGGAGAAGUUGGGGGUACUGAUGGAGGUCGAGAAGGGGGAGUGA
Messenger RNA from Letharia lupina, 1569 nucleotides. RefSeq lists its product as uncharacterized. Gene Ontology annotation, molecular function: carbohydrate:proton symporter activity. Bases 1 to 1569 code for a protein of 522 amino acids. The transcript is spliced from 4 exons. Gene Ontology annotation, cellular component: membrane. NCBI's taxonomy places the organism in Eukaryota, Fungi, Ascomycota, Lecanoromycetes, Lecanorales, Parmeliaceae. The record is from RefSeq and is a predicted model, not a curated record. Gene Ontology annotation, biological process: transmembrane transport; carbohydrate transport.